ACUCCCCGGCAGCAUCUCACCGCCCUCCUCCCUGCCCCGACGGGGCGUGUGCGGCCCGGAGAGCCGGCAGCGACAGGGGCUCGGGCUGCGGAGAGAGCUCCUGCAGCCACAAACUCUCCGGAGCGCUUCAGGUGCCGGCAGCGGAGGGCGAAGGGGCCCACGGCUGUCCCUGGCUCUCCGCCGCCGUCGGGGGCGGGGAGCGCAGCGGAGAACCGAAAGUGAAGGGAAGGCAGCGCUCGGCCGGGCAUCCCGGGGCUGCGGGACAGAGCCGCGUGGGAGCGCGGAUGCGCCGCGCCAGUCCCCGCUCCCGGAGCCUGACUGCGGGGCGCUGCCGCCCAGCUGCCGACACCCCGGGCAGGGCAGCCGCCGGCGAUGCCGUGCUGCAUGCCCGGCGUGGCUUUCGUGCCCGCUUUGCUCGUCAGCUGGUCCUCGGCCGCCUUCAUCAUCUCCUAUGUGAUGGCCGUGCUGGCGGGGCACGUCGAGCCCCUCGUCCCCUACAUCAGUGACACUGGAACUAAACCUCCGGAGAGCGGUGUCUUUGGUUUUAUGAUUAAUAUUUCAGCACUUCUAGCUGCAAUUACAAUGUACAUCAGAUAUUUAUUAAUAGAGAAGCAGAAUGAAUCAUCACACUUUGUUUGGUCUUCAUGCAAUAUGUUUACAUUGUGUGUGGGAUUGAUGGGCUGCACUGGAAUGGGCAUAGUUGCAACUUUCCAGGAGCUGGCUGUUCCCAGUGUCCAUGACAUAGGAGCUUUGGUGGCAUUUGGCUCAGGUGUUGUAUACAUCACACUUCAGUCUAUAAUCUCUUACAAGUCCAGCCCACGAUGGAACACUUACUUUGUGUGUCACACAAGGAUGGCCAUAUCUGUCAUAUCAUGCAUUGCUUUCAUUCCCAUGAUUGUGUUUGCUUCAAAAAUUUCCAUGACAAAAAUUGAUUGGACUCCAGGUGAAAAGGAUUAUACUUACCAUUUUAUGAGUGCAAUCUGUGAAUGGACGGUGGCCUUUGGUUUCAUCUUCUUCUUUUUAACAUUCAUUAGAGAUUUUCAGAGAUUUUCUUUAAGGAUAUCGACAGAAAUACAUGAAGACUCCUGGUAGUGAAAAAACAAUAUUUUAUAUCUAUGAAUACUCUAGGUUUAUUUUUACUUACAGAAAAAGUG
Messenger RNA from Poecile atricapillus (Black-capped chickadee), 1154 nucleotides. RefSeq names its product DNA damage-regulated autophagy modulator protein 1-like. The coding region runs from base 373 to 1092 and encodes 239 amino acids. Gene Ontology annotation, cellular component: lysosome. Gene Ontology annotation, biological process: regulation of autophagy. The transcript has 7 exons. The record is from RefSeq and is a predicted model, not a curated record. NCBI's taxonomy places the organism in Eukaryota, Metazoa, Chordata, Aves, Passeriformes, Paridae.